AUGAGCACUGAGGAGAGGAACCCGAACUUUGCGCAUCUGCUGCCGCCGUCGUGGGCGACACACGUGCAGCAGUGGCUGGAAGACGACGUUCCGUCCUUUGACGUCGGUGGCUUCGUAGUCGGCGAGACCGAGGAGACGGCGCUGCUGCUGGGCAAAUCCGCAGGUGUUCUUGCUGGCGCUCCGUUCUUCACUGAGGUGUUCCGCACGCUCGGCUGCCGCGUCGAGUGGCUGCUCCAGGAAGGCGACGAGGUCGAGCCCAGCAGCGUCCCGAGCGGCAAAGUCGUUGUGGCCAGAGUCACGGGCAAGUGCCGCCAGCUGUUGCUGGGCGAGCGCACCGCACUCAACAUCCUCACGCGUGCGAGCGGUGUGGCCACAGUGGCUCGACGCUCGGUGGACCUCGUGCGUGCGCUGGGCUGGACCGGCCAUGUGGCUGGCACCCGCAAGACGACGCCGGGCUUCCGUCUUGUGGAGAAGUACGCGCUGCUCGUGGCUGGCGCUUCUACGCACCGCUACGACUUGUCGCAGAUGGUCAUGCUCAAGGACAACCACGUGUGGGCCGCCGGUAGCAUCACCAAGGCCGUGCACAAGGCCAAACUGGCCACCGGCUUCUCGGUGAAGAUUGAGGUCGAGUGCCGUCGUCUCGAAGAGGCACAGGAAGCUGCUACAGCUGGCGCUGACAUCGUCAUGCUGGACAAUUUCGAGCCGGAAGAGCUCAAGGCCACGGCCGCUGCGCUAAAACAGCAGUUUCCGCACGUGCUGAUUGAGGCUAGUGGCGGCAUCACGCCCGCGACGCUUGGCCAGUACGUCUCACCAGAUGUAGAUGUUGUGAGCCAGGGCAACCUCACACAAGGCUACCCGUGCCUGGACUUCUCGCUGAAGAUCCAGAAGUCAGACGGUGUCUUGGAGCAAUAG
This is a messenger RNA of Hyaloperonospora brassicae, 912 nucleotides long. Lineage: Eukaryota; Oomycota; Peronosporomycetes; Peronosporales; Peronosporaceae. The record is from the annotation of a GenBank genome assembly.